Molecule: messenger RNA, 4619 nt
Organism: Microplitis mediator
Lineage: Eukaryota; Metazoa; Arthropoda; Insecta; Hymenoptera; Braconidae
Exons: 11
Coding region: 292-4122 (1276 amino acids)
Source: RefSeq, a predicted model, not a curated record
AAAGCAGCGCCAAGGAGUGUUGCUGGCGCGAGUUGUUCGAUAAAAAUCAGUCGUUGUCGAGGGGCUGUUUUGGUGUGGUCGCUAAGUAAACUCAGUGUUCGUGCGAUUAUUUUUUUUCAUCAGUGACUUUUAAAUCAGUGAUUAACCACCAGUGGUUCCCGUUUUCACGAGUGAUUCAUCAGGAGGAAGGAGGAAUGAUAAAUGGUGGCGACAAGCAGCAUGGUGUAUGAGGAGAUUGUGGGUGUUAGGGGCAGCUGACCCCAGCCCCCGCGCACUCUAUUUACGCGCGACAUGCCCCAUAAUUUAAAUAUAACGUCUGCUAAUUCAGCUAAUUCCGGGCCUAACCAUCAGGCCUAUCCUCCAUCUCAACCUUAUCAAAUUAAUGAUGGACUCCAACCUGAGAAAGAACCUGUUGAGUUUGAUGCAAGUCAUCUACGAGGUGCACCAGCCGAGGUGGAGUCUCUGGUACACAACAUCAAAGAAGUUGCUCAGCAAUUUUUGUACCACUGGCGAACCUUUCCAAUUGUACUGCCACCGCCGUUAUCGGCCUGCACUGAUGGAGAAGAUACAUUGGUCCGGAAGAAGCAUCACCUGAGAGAUUUAUUUGUUGCGCCGAGUUUCGACGAGCUCGAUGCGGUUGCCGUCGACAGCAAAGGAGAGCCGCGGAGGCUCACCAACAAACAACUCGAGAGUAUCCGCGAGCGGGGCUUGCACAAGGAUAAGUAUGGAAAGCCGAAGAAACUUAAUGCCACUCAGUUGGAGAGCAUUCGGAGAUGCGGAGAAUUCGAGGUGGAUUCGAUAAAUUUUUCGGGUCAAACACACCGAUGGCGACUCAGCGGACUUCUCCAGCGGGGCAGAGAUCGCAGAAGAGAAACGUUGCUUAAAGAUUUAGCUCUGGCAACGAGAUUUAUCGUCGUCACUGCCAGAGCGCGACUAGUUUCUCAUUGUUUUAGUAUUUCUCAGGCACUCAAGGCAUUGCUGACGGGAUUUUUAAGACUUCUUGAUAUUAUUAUUGGAGUACCGUCACUCCAAGCGCAAAAUUUAGAUGGUAAAAUUCGUGAAGAGAGAUGCCGUUAUCUUGUAGCCGAGUUAGUUUGCCGGCCUGAGUAUGACGAUUCGCUGGAAUUACUUUGUGGUUUUAUACGCAAACAAUUACGACGAGCGACGAUGGAGAAGUUCGAAGUGGAACGGGAAUCAUCGCAAUUGCUGCCAGUCUCGGUGCCCUUUGUCUUCGGUACACCUGCCGGUACUGCCGUCGACUUGAGAUUAUUCAGUCGUGAUAUCAUUAGGAAAGCUCUGCCGACUCUGGUGACUAUACUGGAACGCGAAACACGCGGAUGGUUUUUGCAUUUUCGCGAAAGACUUAUUUCGGAAUUACGAGCGCAGAAGAAAACCGACGAAGAAAUCGAACAGCAAGUCAAUGAAGCGGUAAUGCGAGAAUACCUUCAGCGAGUCUACUCGAGCAUACUUUCUCAUCCGGAUAUUCUCGCUCUGGGCGAUGGCAUAGCCCAGCUCUUGAUCGAACAAGCUCAAUCGGUGGUGCUGAUGCACCGGGCGGUUCAAAAUGUCCAGCGAAAGUUGCACCAGACUAAAGAAUCUUUGCGGUACAAAAUGGAAAGUGAGCAUCCGGUUCUCGCGCGAAUAGGGCCGUGGAUGCGGGACAGAAUGAGAGAAGCCGAGGCUAAUUUUAUUGAAGAAUGUGAAUGGAGUGCACACGAAGAGGCAUUGUCUCUGUGCAAUCGACAGAAUUUACGUCAAACCGUUUACUUCCUCAAUCGUGACUUGACAUUCAUGAAAGAGCGGGAACCAGUUCUGCUAAAAGAAUUGCGCAAAGUCAAAACACCGACACGAAGUUUCCAGUGGCCGACGCAAAUAUGGCUGCCGCGUAACUGGAUAGUGAGGCGGAAUUUCCAAGGGGUUUCUGAAAUAAUCCCCACAGUUUUAAGCAACACGCCGACAUCGAUAACUACCCCGCGUGCAGACCCAAGUCAGCCGGUAUUUUUGGUUGAGCGGGAGAUUUGUCACACAACAACAACACGAUGGCCCAUGUGGCGCUGGAUAAAUUACAUCGCACGGACGUGGUGCUGGACGUGGAACGCAAUGUUUUUGUUCGGUGUCGCAGUGCCCUGGUGCAGCCGGGUCUCACUGCGUGCGCUUCUGCUGGUUGAACCCUUCACACCGGAUUUGGAGCUGAGCCAACUCAAUGGGACACUAUUCCCGCGAAAAUCCUCACAGACACCGACUUUAUGUUCCCGAUUGAUUGCACUCUGGCGGCAUAUCAGCAAAAGCCGGACGCACUUUGAGACUGAGCCUGACACUGGAUUUAUUGGCAAAGGAAUGACGAGGCACAUAAACAGACUAUGGAAUUACGGAGUAAAAGGACUUAUGGGAACUAUGGGUAUUCUCUUCCUAUUUCCCAUAAUCUGCAUUAUCGCGAGUUUCAGUUCACUUGUCAUCGCUCUUUCAGCUUUUUUAUGGAUGCCGAUGGUAACAUUAUUACUGCAUGGAUUCAUGGCUCUAGUAAUGGACCUCGACAGCCCAGAACCCAGUCGAAAUCGAUAUUUAGUUGUAAUGGAAGCGCUGGCGUGGAAUAUCGGUGUCCAGGGCUGCUUACAACCUAUAGCCGCUUUAAUAGUCGCCGUAUGUGUAUGUCCAAUAAUUUCAUUUUUGAUACUCACGAUUGCUGUGAUAAGAUACUGGAUACGAGUGAUGUGGGACACUGCGAUGUUCCAUCUUGUGAUUAAGAACCGCGGGCGUGUACCUGCGAGCGACAGUUUCGUUGUAAAGAGAAUCGCGGGUCCUGGACUGGCCUCGGAUUACUAUUAUCAGAUAAGACCGGAGCAAGCGUUGGCAGCUUUUGAGGCGAAACUUGAACUCGACGAACUUUUGGCUUUCCAACAAGAAACAGAGCGUCUUAUUACACAACCCCAGCGUGACUUUACGCAGUUUGUUGAGGCGUGUUUUAGUCCAUUUGCCACCAGUUUAGCCAAGACACGUGACCCCUACAAAUCUUUGGAGAAAGAGGCGCGUGACUUGGUCGCUGUUCUUCACGAAAAGCUGGACCGUCGCCGCAAGGACUUGCAAACUGGUCUCGGAGUUGCUGUGAGAAGCAAAAUAAAGUUGACGACAUUUGAUCUGAAAAUUGUUAUACAACAAGCUGCGCUGAUGCUGGAGCGACUGUAUCCCUCCCACGUGUUGGCGCGUCUCAGCGGUUGCGAGGAAGACUUCUGGGAAAACAAAGGCCUGAGUGUUGGCGACUGGGCCGGGUUAGCCGGUCUCAUGUACGCUGAUAUCUUCAGCUUAGAUUUUUUGCAGCCUCUUGACGAUACUGACACUAAAUUCAAGUUAGAACCACAUCCAGGAGUCGAUCUAAGUCGUUAUACAGAGAUGGUCCACAGCACUGAGCUCGGCGGUGUCAAUGGAUUAGAUCUGCUGGGCGCGAUUUACGCACCACGUGGUAACAUUCAAGUACAGAGCCCAUAUCUUGAGGUGUCGUACUUUAAUCCGCGCGCAAAGCUGGCCAGUAACAGCCGCAAGUCGGAAAAAAGAUGUGAGACAAGUUUAUUGACUUCACCAAGAUCAAGACGCAAAACAAAUUCGGGAUUAUCCGUCAGUGAUGGACGCUGGCAACCAUGGAAACGUGAGAUACGACCUUACAGUGCUGAAAAACUCGUAAUACCGCUUCCCAUACCACAUCCAGCUCAUAUUGCAGUAAAUAUUCAUAAUCGUGACUCUGAAGACCCUAUUGAUCUCGACUCGGAGCUGUGUCAAAACAUUCUCCGGGCGAUUGAAGAGUCUCCGGGUGAGAUGGCGACCGAGUGCGUCGGCCGUUAUCGCGGAGGCGGCGGUGACUCGAGCUUCGACUCGGUCGCGUCCCAGUCUUCAGUCUCACUGGAGACUGGUCUGGACAAAGACAACGAUCCCGAGGAGACUCUGCACGAGGGAGAGAUCAAAGAACAGGGAGAGACUUAUCACUGGACACUUUCUAACUGGGGCGGCGGCAUGGCUAGACGUAGAAACAAUUCGGGAUCCAUUAAAGUUGAUCUUGCGUCACCGGAAGACGUUACUUUGGACACUGAUACCACUAGGGUGAUGUUCAGCACUUACGGUACGACCGUUUAAACUUUUGACGUUCAAUGCUUCCUCAUUCUAUCAUGUUAAAUUAUUUUUUUUAUUUUAUCAUUUUUUUUCAAGUGACUCGUGUAUUCGUUAGUUUUUUUUUAGUUUAUUUAUGAUAAAUUUAUAAUAAAUGAGGGCUCAAGAUGUUGAUAUUACAGUGAAUUAGUCUUUGUUUUAUAUUUUUUUUAAUUUAACGCAGUUAAAUAUUUUACUGGUUAUAACAAAAUGAAUUUAUGUAUCUUUGAAUCUUAGAUAUUUUUUUUACUGUUAAAAAAAUUAUGAGGGCAAUUCAUUUGUUUGAUAUUUCACUUGCCAUAAAAUAUAUUUAUUUGUUACUCCGUGUAAAGUAGAAAGUAGAAAACUACAUUAUGAAUACAACAGUUACAACAAAAAGAACAAUUAAGCGGGAAAAAUAAUUAAGCUUUUGUAAUAUACUCUCUAAGUUUUAUUGUAUUCUAUUCUAUUAUACUUUUUUAUUAUUUAUUUUAAUUAUUAUUUAA